This is a messenger RNA of Toxorhynchites rutilus septentrionalis, 1147 nucleotides long. RefSeq names its product probable protein disulfide-isomerase A4. Gene Ontology annotation, molecular function: protein disulfide isomerase activity. Gene Ontology annotation, cellular component: endoplasmic reticulum. The transcript has a single exon. Gene Ontology annotation, biological process: protein folding; response to endoplasmic reticulum stress. The record is from RefSeq and is a predicted model, not a curated record. The coding region runs from base 17 to 958 and encodes 313 amino acids. NCBI's taxonomy places the organism in Eukaryota, Metazoa, Arthropoda, Insecta, Diptera, Culicidae.
ACGUCAGUGAGAAAAAAUGAAACUCGUGGCGAUCAUCGUAAUUUGUCUUGUUGGACGGGGACUCCAGGAGGAAGAUUUCGUCACAGAGGAUGGAGUUCUAGUUUUCGAUCCAUUGAAUUUUGAAACAGCCUUGAAGCAAUUUUCCGAUUUGAUGGUGAUGUUUUAUUCCCCCACAUGCAAGUUUAGCAAGGCGCUGUACCCUAAGUAUAGCAGCGCAGCAAAGCAAUUAAAGGAUAUGGGAUCGGACAUCAAACUGGCCAAGUUCGAUGCUCUUCGAUACGUAGAAUUCGCUCAACGAAGCGGUAUUCAUCAGUACCCAACGCUGGUGUUUUUCCGCUCCGGAGAUGCUAUCCCAUACGACGGACAACAUGAACAAGCAUCAAUCGUACGGUGGCUUUUACGAAGAACCAGAAAUGCUUCGGAAGAUGACUAUGUCCAAGAAUUGACGGCGGAAAACUUUCAUUCAACCAUUAGUUCGCAUCCGUUCAUUUUGGUGGAGUUUUACGCUCCCUGGUGUCCACGGUGUCAAGCAUUCGAACCGAAAUACGUGAAAGCAGCUCAAGAACUUUUCUGGAAAAAAUCCAAAAUAAAAUUAGCGAAGGUUGAUGUGACUCUGGAGAAACAACUAGUGUAUCAACAGGCCAUACAGAAGUUCCCCACGCUUCGACUGUACCGUCAUUCCGAUAUUCCAAUUGAUUACGAAGGAGAGCGAGAGCAGACUCCACUCAUUAACUGGCUGAUGACGAAUACUAGGCUUCCAGUUUCAGUUCACACAACAUCGAAAUCGACGAGCUACUCCAGUACCUCUCCGAGCACCCCCAGUAGACGUCGUAUUAUGAAUCGACCAGGUGAACAACAAUUGGAAGGAGCAGAUCGGAAUUCUUCUAGAAAUUCCCUUCCCGUGCUACUCAAUCUAUUUGUGAUGAUGAUGGUUGCGGUCGUGCUGAUGUGGUCAUAACGUAGCGUUGUUCUAAUACGUAUGCUGCAAACUAAAUUACGCACUUGUGUCCCAGAGUUAUGUAUUCGAUUUACCAAACCGCAAAAAUAAAUUGUGAAAUCCAACUCAUUUCCACCCACACCGCAAAUAUUGAUCGACAUUCGAGGCUGCAUCCGUUCGAAAUUAGCCCACAAACAUUUGCAAACAAAC